Messenger RNA from Symphalangus syndactylus (siamang), 6391 nucleotides. RefSeq names its product prolyl-tRNA synthetase 2, mitochondrial (gene PARS2). Gene Ontology annotation, cellular component: cytoplasm; mitochondrion. The record is from RefSeq and is a predicted model, not a curated record. Gene Ontology annotation, biological process: prolyl-tRNA aminoacylation. NCBI's taxonomy places the organism in Eukaryota, Metazoa, Chordata, Mammalia, Primates, Hylobatidae. Gene Ontology annotation, molecular function: ATP binding; proline-tRNA ligase activity.
UAGGAGCGGGCUUGCUCGACGCGCAAGCGCGCUGGCCCGGCACGGCGGUGGUCUUGCUGGCGGCGUGGGCUGGGAUUGCGGUGCCUGUGCUUCCCGGUGCCAGGGUGUCAUGGAAGGGCUGCUGACAAGAUGCAGAGCAUUGCCCGCCCUGGCCACCUGCAGCCACCAGCUCUCUGGGUAUGUUCCUUGCAGGUUUCACCACUGUGCCCCAAGAAGAGGGCGGCGCCUGCUGCUGUCUCGUGUGUUCCAGCCACAGAACCUUCGGGAAGACCGGGUGCUCUCCCUGCAGGACAAAUUUGAUGACCUGACCUGUAAGAGCCAGCGGCUGAUGCUGCAGGUGGGCCUGAUCUACCCAGCAAGCCCCGGCUGUUACCACCUCCUGCCAUACACCGUCCGUGCCAUGGAGAAGCUCGUGCGAGUGAUAGACCAGGAGAUGCAGGCCAUCGGGGGCCAGAAAGUCAACAUGCCCAGCCUCAGCCCAGCAGAGCUCUGGCAAGCCACCAACCGGUGGGACUUGAUGGGCAAGGAGCUGCUAAGACUUAGAGACAGGCAUGGCAAGGAAUACUGCUUAGGACCAACUCACGAGGAAGCCAUUACAGCCUUAAUUGCCUCCCAGAAGAAACUGUCCUACAAGCAGCUUCCCUUCCUGCUGUACCAAGUGACAAGGAAGUUUCGGGAUGAGCCCAGGCCCCGCUUUGGUCUUCUCCGUGGCCGAGAGUUUUACAUGAAGGAUAUGUACACCUUUGACUCCUCCCCAGAGGCUGCCCAGCAGACCUACAGCCUGGUGUGUGAUGCCUAUUGCAGCCUGUUCAACAGGCUAGGGCUGCCAUUUGUCAAGGUCCAGGCCGAUGUGGGCACCAUCGGGGGCACAGUGUCUCAUGAGUUCCAGCUCCCAGUGGAUAUUGGAGAGGACCGGCUUGCCAUCUGUCCCCGCUGCAGCUUCUCAGCCAACAUGGAGACACUAGACUUUUCACAAAUGAACUGCCCUGCUUGCCAGGGCCCACUGACUAAAACCAAAGGCAUUGAGGUGGGGCACACAUUUUACCUGGGUACCAAGUACUCAUCUAUUUUCAAUGCCCAGUUUACCAAUGUCUAUGGCAAACCAACCCUGGCUGAAAUGGGGUGCUACGGCUUGGGUGUGACACGGAUCUUGGCUGCUGCCAUUGAAGUCCUCUCUACAGAAGACUGUGUCCGCUGGCCCAGCCUACUGGCCCCUUACCAAGCCUGCCUCAUCCCCCCUAAGAAGGGCAGUAAGGAGGAGGCGGCCUCCGAGCUCAUAGGGCAGCUGUACGACCACAUCACAGAGGCAGUGCCUCAGCUUCACGGAGAGGUGCUCCUGGACGACAGGACCCAUCUGACCAUCGGAAACAGACUGAAAGAUGCCAACAAGUUUGGCUACCCCUUUGUGAUAAUCGCUGGCAAGAGGGCCCUGGAGGACCCUGCAUAUUUUGAGGUUUGGUGUCAGAACACUGGUGAGGUGGUCUUCCUCACCAAAGAUGGAGUCAUGGAUUUACUGACCCGAGUGCAGACUGUCUAAAUGUCCCCAGCCCACCCCUGCCCCCAUUUGCAGCCUUGUUGUUCAUCUAACACUGCAUUUUCCUACACCCCUUUCCUGGACUGCUGUCUCCAGAAACAGCACAGCUCGUGGAGGGUGAGAUCACGUUAGGGAAAACAGUUUUUAUCUAGUCAUUUGUUCAGAGUAUUUGAAGUCAUUAACUUGAUCCCUUUCUGCAGACUGGCCAUGCUGCCAUAGACCUUUCCUUUUGUAUUCCGUUGUGGAAGCUUCUAGGAGGCUGAGAGGCAGAAGAUCCAAGCUCCAGUCUUGGGUGUUACUCUGAGGGGGUCUCUGCAUGUCCAUAUCUGACAAGAAUCGUAUCAAGACCAAGCUCAAAGCCAGCACCUCCUAAAAAGCUGCCUGGCAGCUCUGAAUAGUGGUUUUCCUUCUGCCUCCCACAGCACAGAUCACAUCCCUUCUUGUUUUGUGCAUACACAGCUCAUUGUACAGUGGUCCUGCCUCUUGUUGAUGGUGAGCUCCCUGAGGCCAGGCCCCUGAGCUAAUUCCCAGUGCACUGCAGUUCUUAUUUUGGCCAGUGGUUCCACCUGCUAAACAGCCUCCAGGCAGCUUGUUACUGGGAGAGCAACCCUGCCUGCCUCCACAUAGCAUCAGGUUUCCUGUUUUUGUUUUUGUUUUUUGAGACGGAGUUUUGCUCUUGUUGCCCAGGCUGGAGUGCAAUGGCGCAUUCUCAGCACACCACAACCUCCGCCUCCCAGGUUCAAGCGAUACUCCUGCCUCAGCCUCCCGAGUAGCUGGGAUUACAGGCAUGCGCCACCACACCUGGCUUAUUUUGUAUUUUUAGUAGAGACGGUUUCUCCACGUUGGUCAGGUUAAUCUCAAACUCCCAACCUCAGGUGAUCUGCCUGCCUCGGCCUCCCAAAGUGGUGGGAUUACAGGCGUGAGCCACCAUGCCCAGCCAGCAUCGGGUUUUCUAAUGAUUGUGUAGCCAAGCCCUACCAGCUCCCAGCCCUGCCAUUGGAGCUCUGGGCCCAGGAUUCCUUUGGAAUACUUCAGAUUUUCAGGCUAGGAGACGUGCAUUCUGAAAGCAAACCUACUAAGGCUAGAUUACAAGGCAGAGGAUCUUACCCUUGCACAUUGGAAUCACCUGGGUCCAGAGGGUCUGGUUACGUGUAGGGUGUGGCCUGGGCAUUGGGAAGUUUAAAGCUUCCCAGCUGAUUGUAAUGUGCAGUCAAAGUCAAUUGAGAGCUCCUGGUGCAAGAGCUGCCUCCUCUGGGUCCACUUUGUAGCUGGGAAUUUCUUUUAGUAAUUUCAGUUGUUCAUUAUCAGACUGAUGUGCGCACUCUGCUUUUAAUGGGCUGGCCGUUUAUUUGUUGAGGAUCUGCCGUAUGCCACUGUGGUGUGAGGCACUUUUAACAUUUUUUAUUUACUUUUAUUUUUUAGAGAUGGGGCCUCACUAUGUUGCUCAGGCAACAGAUUUCAAACUCCUGGGCUCAAGCGAUCCUGCCUCAGCCUCCUGAGUGGCUUGGGGCUACAGGUGUGCACCAUCCACGGCAGCUAAUUUUUUUCUUUUUUUUUUUUUUAAGAGACAGGCUCUCGCUCACUUUGUUGCCCAGGCUGGUCUCCAACUCCUGGCUUCAAGUGAUCCUCCUGCCUCGGCCUCCCAAAGUGCUGGGAUUACAGGUGUGAGCCACUGCGCCUGGCCACUGUUAGGCACUUCUAUAUACAUUUUCAGAUUUCACAAUUGUGCAAGGCAGAUGCUGUUACCUCAUUUUACAGAUGAGGAAGCAUGAGGAUCUAUUUCAGCAACUUACCCAAGGAUGCACAGCUAUUAUGAUCAUAGCUAGAUUGCAGGCACUGGCCAAAAACUGUCCUUCUCACUACACUGCUUAGCCUCUGCAAAAGUGAUUUCAAUAAAUAAAACUAAAUUAUGUAUAUCUCUCUAACCAAGUUAGCCUAAAGUAUGUGAGAAAUUAGGAUUCAUGCAAAUGGGUGCUUUAAAUAUAUAUAUAUUUUUUAAGAGGCAGGGUUUUUACCUGGGAGCAGCCCAGCACUUUGGGAGGCUGAGGCCGGCAGAUCACUUGAGCCCAAGAGUUGAAGACCAGCCUGGACAACAUAACCCGGGCAUGGUGGCACACACCUGUAGUCCCAGCUACUUGGGAGGCUGAGGUGGGAGGAUUGCUUGAGCCCAGGAGGUGGAGGUUGCAGUGAGCUGAGAUGGCACCACUACACUCCAGCCUGGGUGACAGAGCCAGACUCUGUCUCAAUAAAGAAGAGAGGCGGAGUUCUUGCUAUGUUGUUCAGGCUGGACUUAACUCCUGGGCUUAAGCAAUCCUCCCAGUUCAGCCUCCCAAGUAGUGUGCCACUUCGGCUAAAAAAUUUUUAUUUUUAUUUUUUGGCCAAAUAAUUUUUUAACUUUAAAUUUAUGCCCCAUAAGCUUGCUUGUUUAUGAGAGGUUAGCCUAAUGUAAGCACUUUUAAAAACCAGAUUCCAGGAAUAGAGAGCCAGUUAAUUUUACUUUUGAUUAAUGUGCAAGGCCUAGACUGACUUGAGGAUGAUAUAGAAUCCUGGAGCUUUAGAGUUUAGCUAAACUUGAAGCCGGCCUUGGCUCUCAGCUGGGAAGUGAGCCUGGAACAGGAAUGAACCCGCCACAUGUCAUCUGACUCGCAAGACACCCAAGGACGGGACAGGCGCUACUCCUCUCUGGUUGGUCCUGCUGAGUGAAGAGAAGACGGGCUGGAUCAACCUUUGAGCUGCCAAAGCUGUGUAAGUUCGUGAAACAGUCUCUCCUAGGUCUGACAGCAGAGAGUGCACAAAGGACCUCAUGUCCAUCGGCCUCCUGGUCCUCAGGCCCUUAGGUUACCAAAACCAGGCCCUCAACUGGUCCUCAGGUCCUUAAGUGGCCAAAACCAGGCGUAGGAAGGAGACUGAACUUCAGCUUCCUGGCCACAAGCCACAGACGGACCGGCACCUGGAAGCUGCAUGGUUCUUUCUUUGUAAGUAUUCCACAGCCAAUUUCCUUUCAAAGACAGUGAGGCACACUACACAAAACUCUAAAUUAGUCUACUUUUUUUUGUUGUUUGUGUUUGAGACAGAGUUUUGCUCUUGUUGCCCAGGCUGAAGUGCAAUGGCACGAUCUUGGCUCACUGCAACCUCCGCCUCCCAGGUUGAAGUGAUUCUACUGCCUCAGCCUCCCGAGUAGCUGGGAUUACAGAUGCCUGCCACCACGCCUGGCUAAUUUUUGUAUUUUUAGUAGACACGGGGUUUGCUAUGUUGGCCAGGCUGGUCUCGAACUCCUGACCUCAGGUGAUCCACCCACCUCCGCCUCCCAGUGUCGGGAUUACAGGCGUGAGCCACCGCACCCAGCCUCAAAUUAGUCCACUUUUAAGGACAGCAGCUGGUUCCAGUUUACUGAUGUAUUAGCUCUGCUAUAGUAACAACCAACCCCUAAAUCUCACUGCUUACUACAGCAAACAUUGCACUCUCAUUCCUGUGACACUCAGUGGCUGCAGGCCAGCUGCUGUAGCUAGGCUCCAUGGAAUGGCUCCUCUGUAGGAAAUGUGUUCUCACCGCAGAGGGAAGAGCACAGGCCAACCACACAUGACUCUUGAGGCUUCUGUCAGACACAGGACAGCUCAUGCCUGCGCAUAUCCCUCUGCAUCGGGAGCAGGGAAGUACACUCUCCCGGGGGGAUGCGGUGGGGGCACUACAAGAAGUCACACAGCUACAGGUCAGGAUGGAUAAACUCCUCUUAGGAACGGGGCAACAAACAGCUGCGGACAAAAAUAUACCCUAUAACAACCCAACAUGCUACAAGAUUUUCCAGUUUAAAAGACACAAAAUCCUAAAUGUCAAAACUGCAGAGGAAUUCAGAGGCCACUGUGCAAGUCUGUCACAGUCCUCCAUAUGGCAAAGAUGAAGAAAAUUGGCAAUCUUUUUAGGGGUACCAAGGAUCACAGUUUGUAUGGUCUUUAUAAAUGCAGAGCAAGAUGUGGCUUUCCUGCCCCCAUUUCACCUCAAGGCAUCUGCAGCAACCCCACGUGGCUUCCCUCUGUGAGCAUGAAAUAACUUGAGGCCAGGGUCUCAGCUUUAAAGCCUUGGAAUCCUAUGCAUUGUUUGUGUGUAGAUGUGCAGUUCGAGGGGUAGCUUCUCUAAGGUGUCAAACUCCACAAAAGUUCAGGAUCAUGUCACUGGAUCCUGAGUCCAUCUCCACAGACCAGGGUGCCCCUCAGGUCAGUUGCUGUGGUAACUGCAGCAGAUGGUCCCUUUAGCAAUGGAGUCCAGGGACAUCAUGGCCAAGGCCCAGAGUUUUAUAUCAACUGAGGAAAGUGAAGACCAGCCAGAGAGGCUGCCGUUGACGGAAGCCAGCGGCUCCUCCCCCACCACGAUGCUAGGAAGGACUAUCCCCAGGGUGAUGGAAAGAAAGCACUGGACUCCAGCAGUAUGUCCAGCUGAUUGAGGCGUGCUAGGUUCCCAGCAGAGGAGGGUGAGGGAGGAGAUCCAGGGGCCCUGGCUUAAUCAUCGUAUCUGGUGCACCUUUCUCCCCCGGAGAUAAUUCUUGCAAAAAGGAGAGGAUCCUACACAGACCAAAAAUGCUGGUGUCGCGGCUUUUACAAAGUACCUGCCGUGAACACAACAAAAGAGAGGGUGUUAAUUUAAUUACAAUCUUAACCAUCCAUGCACCUUCCUAACAUUCAAGGGGAGCCUUUGGAUGGCAGUCAACAUGAAAAUGUACGUUUAGCACAGUUAUUUGGUGGUUCAUAAAUCUGGCAAAUUAGCAUGACAUUCUCAUCCUUACAACCUAGCCAGAACCUUUAGGCCAGUCCUCUGGCAUCAUGCAUGUCUGUGGCUAAAUAUGAAAUAAAAAUAUAAAGCGUG